This is a messenger RNA of Durusdinium trenchii, 1437 nucleotides long. The record is from the annotation of a GenBank genome assembly. Lineage: Eukaryota; Dinophyceae; Suessiales; Symbiodiniaceae.
AUGACGCCAGAGGCCCAUGGCAUCAAAGUGCGCAAUGGGAAGCUUUGGGGGCUGGCAAAUGUCCUCGCAGAACUUGGAAGAAGAAGCGACUGGAGGGAAGCAUGGGAACUCUUGCAGGCAUGUAUGCGCUGGGAAGCUCGGAAGAGUUCUCGCUCUGAAAACGGACUCAAACCAGGACCUGAUGUAGUUGCGUUUAAUUCUGCUCUAACUGCUUUGGGCAAGGGAUCCUGGGGGCACAGCCUUGCGGUGCUCAAUGUUAUGAGGGCUUCAUUCAUCCGACCAACAUGUGUUACCUUCGGUGCGCUCCUCGGUGCCCUGGCCAGACACAUUGAAGGUGAAGGCCAUGAAGGCAUUUGGCUUCAAGCCAUGCAUCUUUGCCACACUCUCUUGACGGACAAUGGCUCUUCCUCAAGCAUGGAAAGUGGGGAUGCCGAACAGAUGCGCAGAAGCCAGGUGAUAUUCUUGAAUACUGCACUUGCAGCCUGUCAAAAACAUUGGUCCUUUGGAGUCCAUCUUCUACAAACAGCCUUGGCAAGAGGAUUGGAACUGGAUGUGAUAUCAUGGAAUUCAGGCCUGCUGGUUGCAGGCCAGAAGGACUGGGAGCACAGCUUAAACAUCUUGGAGCGAAUGAGCAAUUCAAGGAUGAUGCCGGACGCAAUUUCUUUAAACUCAUGCAUCAAAUGCUGUGCAGAAGGGCAUUCUUGGAGAAUCCUUCUGCUUUUGUCACGACGUGAAGGGAAGCAGCCCUGCAAUGUGCCUGGCCUCAAUGCUGCCAUCACUGGGCUGGCCAUUGUCGAAUGGCAGCAGGCCACGUCUUUGUUCCAACACAUGGCUGUGGAGCACCUUGCCCGGGAUGCGCGCUCCUUUCGGGCCGCUGCUAGUGCAACUGCUUCCUGGAUCCAGUUGCUACAAUUGCUCGUGGAUGCCGAGGUGGAAGACGUUCAGAUUGAUUUGACCUUUGGGAAUAUGCUGAGCAGUAGCCUCCGCAGGGUUUGGCAAAAAGCACUAAAUGUUCCCCAACUUUUGUUGUGCAGACGCCUUGAAGCAGAUCCUGUGACGUACUCUUCGCUAGCAUCAGGAUACCAGCAACAUUGGAAGCAUUCUGUCAUGUCACUCGUUGGGAUGAGCCAGCGGAGAGUCCCAAGCGAUGCGUACAACCUGGCAGCCUGCCUUGAUGCAUUGGCAAAGCGUUUGGCAUGGGAAAGAGCCUCAGCUAUGCUUGUCAGUCGGCCCCAAGCGUUCUGUACCGAUACGGCUUGCCUGGCUGCAAUUGAAGGCCUUAGCAAAGCAUCGGAAUGGAAUUUGUCUGCUCAGCAGCUUGAGAAGUUGGACUGGAAUGGCAUACAAAAGAAUGUUUUUAUGUACAGUGCUGUUGCCGCUGGCCGGUUCCUCAGUUUCAGUAUUCUUGCUCUUGAGAUUCUUAUUUGCACAUCUUGA